Nicotiana tabacum (common tobacco) is the source of this 1233-nucleotide messenger RNA. NCBI's taxonomy places the organism in Eukaryota, Viridiplantae, Streptophyta, Magnoliopsida, Solanales, Solanaceae. The record is from RefSeq and is a predicted model, not a curated record.
AUGACAAGCAACAACGAAGAUGAAGAAAAUAUGGAAUUUAUACCUAUAAUAGCGGAUACAAUUAAAAAAAUUGCUGAAACUUCUACUGCUUCUAAGAAAUCAAGAAAAAGAGUGAGGAGAAAGCUGAAAGAAUCUCCACCAUGUAAAAUACUUAGGCACGAUGCAUUGCCUAAGGAAGUAAGAGUAGGAUCAGUUUUUGGCAACAAGAAGAACAUGACUAAAUUUUUCUGCAGCUUGGAGAUAAACCAAAAAGUUGAAUUCAUUGCUGUUGGAUCAUGUUCAAAGAGAUACGAGCUGAAAUGCAUCGUGGAGAAAUGUGGUUGGAAUGUACGUGCUACCAGAAUAAAAAAUUUCUCACUUUUUAGGGUGAUAAAAUAUCAUAACAACCAUGAAUGCUCGGUGGAUGCAAGAAAAUCAAAUCAGAAGCAUGCUACAUUAAAUUUUAUAAGUGAACAAAUUUUAGAACAUGUUCGAGAUAAAAAGAUUGAGGUUACACCAGCCUUUGUAGAAAGUGAAAUGAAAAAGAAAUUUGGAAUUGACAUUGGAUAUCACAAGGCAUGGCGUGCUAUUCAAAAAGCUAUUGCUUCCAUAAGGGAAACACCGGAAGAGAACUACCAGAUUCUUCCUUCAUACCUACACAUGAUGGUGCAUAGAAAACUAGGGACGUACAUUAGUAUAAAAAGAGAUAAGCAGAAUCGACCCGUGAUUGCAGUAGAUGCAACAUUUUUAAAGUUAAAAUAUCAUGGCGUUCUAUUUGUUGUUGUAUCAAAGGAUGCAAAUAAUCAAAUCUUUCCUCUAUCUUUUGGUAUAGCAGAUUCAGAAAACAAUGAUGCUUACAUUUGGUUCUUCGGGGAAAUGAGAAAAGCAAUUCAAGUCCAUCGUGAACUGGUUUUCUUAUCAGAUAAAAACCAAUCAAUCGCAAAUGGGAUUAGAAAAGUUUAUUCUGAAGCUCACCAUGGAAUGAAAUUCAUUGUUGACUUAAAGAAGAGAACUUGUGACUGCUUGGAAUUUCAACUUGAUGAAUUGCUCUGUUCACACGCAAUUGCUGCUAUUAAUAAGAGAUAUUUGCAGAAAUCUGAUUAUUACUCAAAAUGGUAUUCAAGGGAAACAUGGUUCAAAACAUAUGAAGGACAUGUGAAUACUGUGGCAGAUCAAAAUGCAUGGGAUAUUCCACAAAAUGUAGAAUCUGAAAUCACAAAACCUCCCGAUGUAGAGAUUUUACAAGGAAGAUGA